Molecule: messenger RNA, 222 nt
Organism: Funneliformis geosporum
Lineage: Eukaryota; Fungi; Glomeromycota; Glomeromycetes; Glomerales; Glomeraceae
Source: the annotation of a GenBank genome assembly
AUGACCGCUGACUUAGUUCAUAUAGACAUUUCACUUAACUAUGAAAUUGUAAGUUAUGAUUUAUAUAGAGAGCCAGAUGUACUAGAAAAAUUUGUCACAAAAAUCAAGAAGAAGCUUCUAAAUAUUCAGACAGAUUUAUCUAAUACUUUUCUCAAGUCAUUAUCAGAAGCAUUACAGAAAUUUGAAGAAGCAAAGUAUAGAUUGCUAGAAGUUAAUGAAUAG